AUGACGUCUUCGAACUACGGUUUUCUCCACAACGAAAGCCUGCCCUCUGAGGACGCCAUCGUAGCCCAUUGCCGACAGGUCGGCUUUAAAGUCACCGGAGCUCCCCUCCUCGAUGCUUCUUACAAGGCAGUUAUCGCCUGGGUCAAGUUUGGUCCUAACGUUACCGUCCACGAGGCUCGGACGCAGGAUUACGCCGCCAAUGCGCUCGCCAGCACUCCAGACUCUGACGUGCGAGUCCCUCGAGUCUUCCACGCUUUCACGAGAGAGCACCCUGCGUGCACAAUCGGCUUCAUUGUCAUGCAGCAUAUUGAGGGUGCGGAUUGCGACUUAGGCGAUGUUGACCUCGUGGCGAAAGCUGUUCAAAAGUUGAUCGGCGUACGAGCACCGAGUCUUACACUUGGACACGUCGGCGAUAAGUCGGUCGAAGACUUGGAUGCUCAUAUCAACAACAUCCUUAAGCAAAAGAACGACCCGCGGCGUGUCGACAUCGUGGCCGACGCGGAAAGCGGUCUCUAUCUGUGCCCCUGCGAUGCCCAACCAGGGAAUUUCAGAAAGUGUAGGAAUGGCCAAUUAUUCGCCCUUGACUUUCGUGCGACGUGCUUCAUGCCCCCUUCCUUUGUCGGGGUCGCGAUGAAGAAGUCUCAAGAUCCCUUUUGCCGAGAGCUCGCCAAGAAAAUCACUUCGGUCAGAAAGCAGUCGAUGGCGUCAGAGCCUCAGGGUCCGGCCGUGGAUGCAUUAUCUCAGCAAUCUCCAACUCCUACGUUACCACCAUCGGCGCAGCCCGUGCGACAAGAAGUCGUCGAGCUGAUCCGAAUCUCAGCGCUUUCACCUAUUCAAUUAAUCCCGAGCGAAAAGUAUGAUAUUUUCCUUCGGUGUGCAUAUCCACAUCCGAAUCUGGACAGUACUUCCUUGUUUAAUACUGCAUUGAAACUUUCCCUACCCCCUGGCCCUCACGGAGGUCGAGGGUUGAACGACAUGUUAUUUGGCACAAAAGUGCCAGAAGGCUGGACCGGCCAGAUUUCUUUCACCACGAGUGGGGUGUCGUCACCGAGAAGGACGUACGGCGUCCUUAUUAUCAGACAAGUAGAAAUGGUGCACGCAGCUAUCAUGGGCAAACGGUCCGAUCUCAUGGCUCAGCAACCAGAAGUCGCAAAUGUCGUUGGUGACUCGCUCGAGAUUUUCAUCGUGACCACCGAUGCUUAG
Messenger RNA from Cyclocybe aegerita, 1203 nucleotides. Lineage: Eukaryota; Fungi; Basidiomycota; Agaricomycetes; Agaricales; Hemipholiotaceae. The record is from the annotation of a GenBank genome assembly.